UCCUAACUGUCAAAUCUUGCAGUCACGCACGUCAAUAUAACUAUGAUAAAUUAUAACCUAAAAGUUAUCAAAAUUUAAUAAAAUUACACAUUUAAAGUAUUAAAACAAAAUAAAUCUUUUGGUCCUUGUAUAAUUUUCAGGAUGUUGAAAGGUAUGGUUAGUUUAGUGACCGGCGGUGCAUCUGGACUUGGUAAAGCUACUGUAGAGAGACUGAUAAAGAACGGUGGAAAGGUGGUAGUACUGGACAUACAAGUUACAAGGGCACACGAAGUUGCAAAGCGUCUCGGCAGUAAUGUUUUGGUCUCACCAGGGUGUGUUACAUCAGAGGAUGAUGUGAAAAAAGCCAUAGAUCUAGCCAAAACACAGUUCGGAUGUCUCAACACAGUAGUGAACUGCGCGGGCCACUCAGAAACACAUCAAAUAUACAACUUUAACAAAGAUCAGUCGUGUGACAUUGAUGGUUUCAUGAAAUGUGUGAAUGUAAAUACAGUUGGCACAUUCAAUGUAAUACGUCUGGCAGCAGGAGUGAUAGGCAAGAAUGCACCAGAUGAGAACGGACAAAGAGGGGUCAUAGUCAACACAGCGUCAACCAUAGCUUUCGAAGGAGAUAUCGGACAGUUUGCCUACGCGGCCUCCAGUGCAGCAGUCGUUGGCAUGACGUUACCGAUUGCAAGAGAAUUCGCAUCACAAGGAAUAAGGGUUAUGACUAUAGCACCAGGUACAUUCGACACUCCGCUAUUAUCAUACUUACCAGAGAAGAUGUUACAUUUUCUAUGCAGAAUGACUCCAUUCCCGUCUCGACUGGGCAGGCCAGAGGAGUUCGCACAACUGGUCACCAGUAUACUAGAGAAUCCAAUGUUGAACGGAACAGUGAUACGAUUAGAUGGCGCUCAGAAAUGGUUCCCGCUUUAAUUAGCUUUAAGACUGAUUAUAUAUUUGUUAAGUAGUUA
Messenger RNA from Plodia interpunctella (Indianmeal moth), 950 nucleotides. Its product is annotated as 3-hydroxyacyl-CoA dehydrogenase type-2-like. The transcript has 5 exons. Gene Ontology annotation, biological process: fatty acid metabolic process; estrogen metabolic process; androgen metabolic process. Bases 142 to 912 code for a protein of 256 amino acids. Gene Ontology annotation, molecular function: estradiol 17-beta-dehydrogenase [NAD(P)+] activity. NCBI's taxonomy places the organism in Eukaryota, Metazoa, Arthropoda, Insecta, Lepidoptera, Pyralidae. Gene Ontology annotation, cellular component: mitochondrion. The record is from RefSeq and is a predicted model, not a curated record.